Molecule: messenger RNA, 426 nt
Organism: Pseudonaja textilis
Lineage: Eukaryota; Metazoa; Chordata; Lepidosauria; Squamata; Elapidae
Source: RefSeq, a predicted model, not a curated record
CAGUCAUGAUCAGCCGGACUCUGGGCCCCGAGUUCGGGGGAAGCAUCGGCCUCAUGUUCUACCUGGCUAACGUCUGUGCCUGCGGGGUUUACGUUCUCGGGCUGGUGGAAGCCAUCUUGGAUGUCUUCGGAGCAGAUGGCUCGGAGCCGCCAGGCCUCAAGACUCUCCCUCAGGGCUACCUGUACAGCUUCCUCUACAGCUCGCUGGUGCUCCUACUCUGCCUGCUGGUGUGCCUAGUGGGCGCCCAGAUUUACACCCAGGCGGCCUUCUUCAUCUUCCUCCUGGUCAACCUGGUCCUGGUCACCAUCUUCGUCAGCUUCUUCACCGUCUCCCCUCGGGAGAUCGCCGUCUCUCACGGCGGCAACGAGACCUUCAACGCCUCCUUCACGGGCUUCAACAUCUCCACCCUCAGGGACAACCUGUACG